ACAAGAAUUAAAGAGAACGAGUUCUGUGUAAUUUUUUGAUUUAUUUUCUAGGAAGCAAAUUAUAAGGACUUGGUGGAACAGCAUGAUUUAACGAAGAAGUCUCAAGAAGUUCUUUGCAUGGAGAAAGAUGCACUGUUAAAAGAGAAGGAGAAGAUGAAAGAAAAAAUGACAAAGAUGAAUUCAACAGUUGAAGAAACCAACAUGAAAGUUCAAGCACUAGAAACAGAGAACAAACGGUUGAUGGAUGAAUAUGAAACCGUUGUGAGAGAUCUAAGAAAGAAAUCAGACGAAGCGUUCAGUGAAAUGAAGAAGGAAAGAACGAACUCUGCGGCAAAGACUGCAGCUAACAUAACCGAACUCGAAAGCAAAUUAAAUCAAUACCGACAAACUAUUCAAGACAUGGAAUUAACAAAAAAACGGGAAUUGAAGGAACAAGAAGUUGCACACCAACAAGCAAAAAUACAACUCGAAAUAGAAGAAGAGAAGAAGAUGAGCGCGCUUCGAAAAGAAUUCGAAAAGAAAGAGUCAGAAUACGACAGGAAAAUUCGAGAAUAUGAACUGUUAUUAAAGGAGAAAGAAGCAGAGAGUCGCAAACUCGAGUACAGGUUAACAGAACAUGCAAAGGAAACUGAAACAGUGAUUGAAAAGUUCAAAAAAGAAGCCGAUAUCAACGCGAACAGGGCGUAUCAGGACUUAAACGCCCAAUUGCAACAAUUGCAGCAGUCUUUGUUGUCCGCCAAGGAGAAAAUCGAGCAACAAAAAGUCGAAUUUGCGAGACAACUUGAAGAACAGAAAAAGAAAUAUGAGGAUCAGUUAGAACAUUACAAAGGCGUAAGUGAGAGAGAAAAGAUGGAGUUAAUUAAAAAACAUACGCAGGAGAAGGAUAUUCUGCAUGAGAGUUAUAAAAAUGCAAAAGAUGAUUAUUUAAAGAAAGAAAAAGAAAAACAAAAUGAAAGUGGUGAAAAAUAUCGACAAAAGAUUGCACAUCAUGUGAAACAAAUAUCUGAAUUGGAAGCAAAGGUUCGUGACCUGCGUGAAGAGGUCAUCCAGGCUAAUGCUCUUCGCAAGGACCAACUUCAAGAAGUCAGUUCAUUAAGAGAUGAGGAAAAGCAAGCUGCGAAAAAAUCCGAAGAAAGUCUAAAAUCAAAAUAUAAAUCCCAGCUGGAGCACGAACGCUUACAGCUUCAGAAAGAACACAGCACGCAGAUGGAGGCUUUCACUGAAAAGAUGGAUGGCAAGUUAAAAGAUAUUGCAGCAGAAUAUUCAAAAAAAGAAAAAAAUGAUAAAUUGAUGAUAAACUCAUUACAGCUGCAGCUGGCCACUGUCAACGCGGACAUGUUAAAGAAAACAAAUUCAUUUGAAACAAAUAUGAACGAAGUGAAGAAGAAGAAUGAAGUGGAGAAAAAAGCUACAAAGGAGAACUUAAACAAAAUUCGUAAGGACUUAAAUAAUGAAUUGGAAACACAAAAGAUUAAAUAUAAGCAAUUGGAACGAAAAUAUAGAAAUAUGGAAGUCCAGUACAAAGAAAAGAUAUCUGGAUGUAUGUUAGAAUGUGAAGAGAAAAUUAAUGGAAUGCUCCCUGUAACUGUUAAAAAGGAGCUGGAAGAUACUAUUGAAUCAAUGAGGCAACAGAUUGUUAUUCUACAAUCGCGUGCAGACGUACUACAAGAAGAAUUAGAAGAGUAUACGAAAAUUUCAAAACAAGAUUUUUCGAGAAGUUGACUUACAAAUUCGUUUUAGAGUUUUUUAUUAAAUUCCAUUUUUAUAUUGUAAAUAAUGUAAAUUAUUAUUUAUACAUUCCAAGUCAUACUAAAA
Messenger RNA from Hydractinia symbiolongicarpus, 1815 nucleotides. Its product is annotated as centrosomal protein of 112 kDa-like. The record is from RefSeq and is a predicted model, not a curated record. The coding region runs from base 118 to 1722 and encodes 534 amino acids. The transcript is spliced from 19 exons. NCBI's taxonomy places the organism in Eukaryota, Metazoa, Cnidaria, Hydrozoa, Anthoathecata, Hydractiniidae.